AUGGCAGCUACCACCACCAACACCACCGUUUACGCUACGGGUGCGAACCCUUUAGGGUUUAUCAUGUCUCGUGAAGAAGAAGAACAAGGAUUAGAUUUUAUUCCUCAACCCAACCUCACUGAAGCCAAAGCCAUUAUUUGGCAAAACCAGAUGUUAAUCCCUUUUCAAAUUACUGAUAAAUUAAUGGCUUUCUCAGGGCCAUUACCAAAUCAUCGUUACCACCCAGAGCAAACCACUGGUUUCUUUCCUUGCUUCCAAACCACCAUGCCUGUAGCUUUCGACAAACCACGUCCCCUCGACUUGAAGUUUAUGGACCCUUCGCUUAGGGUGUUUCGUUCGACUCCAGCUCCUGGCAACAAAGAGUACUUGGCUUGGCUUAACAAAGUUCAAGCGAAAAAACAACAAAGAUGGGAGGAAUUGGGCAUCUUCGACGCCAUACAAUUAUCCAGAACUGGUCAUAGGGUUUGUCCUCCUAUGCUACUUGCUUCGAUCUUCUUCUGGGAAGGAUCAGUUCAGAUUGCCAAAGCUUACAUACCUUUGGCUAUUCAGAUUCAUGAAGUUCGAAAGGUCUCUUUAGGGCCUGAUCUUACCAAUCAAAUCGAAGCUCCUGCUCCUAAGCCAGGUCGAAAGCGCCCCAACACGUCGAACAACACCACCACCAAGAAAAACAAAACUGUGAGAAAGUUGGUAGUUCCUAGUGAAUCGGACGAAACUACAUCUCCACCGAAUCAGGAAAGUGAGAUCUUUUCACGACCUCCGCUUCCGACUCCACCAAAAAGACGAAAAGUUGUAAAGAACAUUCCCAAAGUGGUUGUCAAGCCUCAAACAGCUCCAACAAUUUCUUCGUCUCAAACUCUUCCUGAGAGUGCACCAACUGUCGACCAUACUCAGGAGAAGGUUGUCGAGGUUGCUGAGAAAAUUGCUGAAGCUACUCCUGACUCCAACCCUUUUAGCCCUCAAAGGACUGAUGCUUUUGGAAGCAACACUGAUUCGGCUAACACUCCAGAUCGAAGUCAAACAGAUCCUCAGGACAAACCUAUCGUCGAACAAACACCUGUCAGGAAAAAUGUUGAAGAUAUCCCUCGACCAGAACACAAUGCAGCUUCUCAGUCAAGACAACAUUCUAUUGCUGAUGAUACUAAUUCCAACAGUUCUCUUACUAAGAGCCCAUCUGAACGAACCUGA
Molecule: messenger RNA, 1185 nt
Organism: Vicia villosa (hairy vetch)
Lineage: Eukaryota; Viridiplantae; Streptophyta; Magnoliopsida; Fabales; Fabaceae
Product: verprolin-like
Exons: 6
Coding region: 1-1185 (394 amino acids)
Source: RefSeq, a predicted model, not a curated record